Molecule: messenger RNA, 2076 nt
Organism: Alternaria ventricosa
Lineage: Eukaryota; Fungi; Ascomycota; Dothideomycetes; Pleosporales; Pleosporaceae
Exons: 1
Coding region: 1-2076 (691 amino acids)
Source: RefSeq, a predicted model, not a curated record
AUGCUGAAGAAUAUCCUUCUCGCUUCACUCGCGUUGAGCGUGUCGGCCGUUCCCACAUUCCGGCAGUAUGUCGAACGCGACUACAAUACCAAUCUCAACGUCAAGCUCUCUAUCGAGAAUGGUCUCCUGGAUACUCCCACCGAUGGCCGCAUUGUGUUGAUGUUUGCUCCCGAAGGCGAAGAUCCCCUCGACGAUACAGAUGUCACUUCUUCCCCCAAUAAGAUUUUCGGAAAGAACGUAUACAACUUCGGUCCUAAACAAGCGGUAUCCUUCUCUGGUGGAAGCAACGACAGUACCGCUACCGGCGUGUAUGGCUGGCCAAAUGUCAGUCUGAGCGACAUCGACCCAGGCACCUACAGUGUGCAGGCCUUCCUCACCCGCUAUGAGACCGUCACUAGAAGCGAUGGCUCGAAGGUCAGCGUCAGAUUCCCAUGUGGCGAUGGCGCGCCAAAUGUAAACGGCUAUGGAAGCUUGAUUACAUCGGCUCAAGACGUUGAGAUCUCCGAAGGCGGCCAGACUAUCGAAUUGACUUUCAACAACAUUACAGCUGUCGAAAACUUCGCCGGCAAGGAAAUUGGCGGAUGCAACCAGGGCAACUACGAAGACACAGAUACGCUCAAACACAUCAAGAUUCGCAGUAAGAAGUUGAGCAAGUUCUGGGGCCGCGACAUGUAUGUUGGUGCCAACGUCGUACUGCCUUCUGGCUACGAUGCAGCCGACAAGAAAACACAAUACCCUGUCAUCUAUAACCAAGGUCACUGGCCGGCCGGCGAAGGUGCAUACAACUAUGGCACCGACGAGAAGUUCACAGCAGCUUGGGACGCGGGUAUCAUACCCGGAACCAACACGACCGCAGCGCGCCCGGCACCCAAGUUCAUCAUGGUGACUUUCCGCCAUGAAGCUCCAUACUACGAUGACUCGUAUGCCGUCAACACUGCCAACCUUGGUCCUUACGGUGAUGCUAUCAACGAAGAGCUGAUCCCCCAUAUCGAAGACACUUUCAACACCAUCCGCGCACCGUAUGCUCGUGUCCAGGAUGGAGGCUCGACUGGUGGUUGGGAGUCGAUCGCCAACGUCAUCUACCGCCCGGAUCUCUUCGGCGUGUGCUUCUCUUCCUACCCCGACUCUCUGGACUUCCACCGCCACCAAGAUAUCGAACUGUACAGCGCUGCUAAUGCAUACCAACGUGCAGAUGGUAGCUCUGUCCCCAGUAUCCGCACUCACACCGACGGCAAGGAGGUGAUCCUCGCUACCGCCGCGCAGGAAAACCACUGGGAACUUGCCUUCGGCACAUCAUCACGCUCAUUUAACCAGUGGGAUGUCUGGAACGCCGUCUUCGGUGUCCAGGGCUACAACAACUAUCCUCUCGAGCCAUGGGACAAAGUCACUGGCGAAAUUUACCCCGAGGCAGUUGAAUACUGGAAGCCGUUCGACCUCAGCGACUACGUCGUCACCAACUUCAACUCUUCCCGCAACCUUGGUGCUGCCUUGGCUGGACGUAUCUUUGUCUACGUAGGCACUUGGGACAACUACUUCCUCAACGAAGGUGUCAUGGAGUUCCAGAAGCGCACCGAUGCCGUUGGCGGAGCCGGCUGGGCCAAUGUCACGAUCCUGCCCGAGAAGCCCCAUGGUGGUAACUACCAAGCACGCGAGAUCUGGGAUUACCUUGAGUUGGUUGAGCGCUGGGUCUCAGACCACGCCCCUGAUGGCUCUACUCCACUUUCCCCUUCGGCUACCGCACCCUCUACCCGUGGAAAUGUAUGGGAGGAUGUCAUCAAAUACGGUGGUCGCAAAGCAGCCGUCAAGCGUCAAGCAGACCCGAAGAUCGAAGAUAAGAAGGCUAAGGUGGGCCAGGAGGUCACUGCGAGUGUUGGUCGUUGGGACCCGGGUGUUAAGCUUACCGCGCAGUGGAUCUUAAACAGCAAGCCCGCAUGCGAAGCUUUUAGUGUAAAACAAGGUGCGAGCGUGAAGUAUAUUCCAACAGCAAAGGGUCAUAUUCAGCUACAUGUCACAGGAGAGAAGCGAAACUACGCGACCGAGACGCGAAAGAGUGAGCGAGUACUCGUGGGAAGGUAA